UUUCUAUCUCCUCCUCCAAAAGCUCAAAUAUUUUCCCAAACUUUCCCUCCUUUAUCUUUUCACAUAUACAGUCUCUCUCUCUCUCUAUAUCUCUCUCUCUUUCUCUCUCUAUAUCGCCGAUUUUCAGAGAUGGAAGGGAGUACGCCGGUAAACUCACGAACAGUAGAAGACGUUUUCAUAGACUACAAAGGACGAAGAGCCGGUCUGAUUAAAGCUCUCACCGCCGAUGUUGAAGAAUUUGUCCGUCUGUGUAACCCUGAUAAGGAAAAUCUUUGUCUUUAUGGACUUCCUAAUGAGCAGUGGGAAGUGAAUUUACCAGCUGAAGAGGUGCCACCAGAGCUUCCUGAACCUGUGUUGGGUAUUAACUUUGCUAGAGAUGGCAUGCAUGAGAAAGAUUGGCUAUCUUUAGUAGCGGCUCAUAGUGAUGCAUGGUUGCUGUCGAUUGCAUACUAUUUUGGUGCUAGAUUUGGAUUUGACAAAUCUGAUAGGAAACGCCUUUUCAAUAUGAUCAACGAUCUCCCAACACUAUUUGAAGUUGUUUCAGAAACUGCCAAGAAACAGUCCAAGGAGAAAUCAUCUGGCGUAAACAAAGGAAGCAACAAAUCUAAGUCAAGUUCUAAGAGAGGUAAUGAACCUGAAACUCUGAGAAAGCAUAGCAAGGAAGUUCCGCAACUGAAAAAUGAAAAUGGUGAAGAUGAAGAUGAUGAUGAAGAAAGCGAGACAUUGUGUGGAGCCUGCGGGGAGAAUUACUCAUCAGACGAGUUUUGGAUAUGUUGUGAUAUUUGCGAGAAAUGGUUUCAUGGUAAUUGUGUCAAGAUCACGCCUGCAAAAGCCGAGCAUAUCAAGCAUUAUAAAUGUCCGUCAUGCACCAAUAUCAACAAUAAGCGGGCUCGUGUUUAAAUACAAAUUUGGAAUAGUUUUUUUUAUAGUUUAGUUAGUUUUCUGGAUUUAUUUAUUGUGGUUUAUUUUGGAGCAUAAUAUGGAGAUCAUCAUAUUCUUUUUAAUUUGCAUAAGACAUGAAAAAAUAUUUUUUUUUGUUGA
Impatiens glandulifera is the source of this 1041-nucleotide messenger RNA. Its product is annotated as PHD finger protein ALFIN-LIKE 4-like. Gene Ontology annotation, cellular component: nucleus. The coding region runs from base 130 to 900 and encodes 256 amino acids. Gene Ontology annotation, molecular function: transcription cis-regulatory region binding; transcription coregulator activity; histone binding. Gene Ontology annotation, biological process: regulation of DNA-templated transcription. NCBI's taxonomy places the organism in Eukaryota, Viridiplantae, Streptophyta, Magnoliopsida, Ericales, Balsaminaceae. The transcript has 5 exons. The record is from RefSeq and is a predicted model, not a curated record.